Molecule: messenger RNA, 875 nt
Organism: Bactrocera latifrons
Lineage: Eukaryota; Metazoa; Arthropoda; Insecta; Diptera; Tephritidae
Product: multiple coagulation factor deficiency protein 2 homolog
Exons: 4
Coding region: 127-615 (162 amino acids)
Molecular function (GO): calcium ion binding
Source: RefSeq, a predicted model, not a curated record
CACCUGCCGAUUUUUUCCUUUCGCAUAUAUUUGUCGUGAAAAUAAUAACUCGCUCAGGCUUAGAGCUGCACAUUUUGACAACAUUUUCAACGAAAUUGCAUCGCAGCUUUUAUAUUUCGUGCAGAAAUGUGUAAAAUGUUGAAUUUUGUUAAUUUUAUAAUCUGCGUAGCGACGUUCAGCCAAACAAUGGACCCCUGUGUGGCUAUUAAGCGCGGUCCGCAUCACCCGCGUAGCGAACAGUCGAAAACACGUAAAGUGGAUGAGCAUUUAACGCACGAAGAGCACCGCAUCGAUGAGGAUCUGAAGGAUAUGGGCAUAAAUGUCAAUUUAGAUAGCAUGUCCGAUGAGGAGAAGAAUUUCUACUACUUUAAGAUUCAUGACAGCGACAACAAUAACGCUCUGGAUGGACUGGAGAUGCUGCAAGCGGCCAUACAUCAAGAUGAACAUUUCAAAAAAGUCGAUCGAGAUAACUUCCUGCACAAUGCCACGGAAGAAUUGAAUCAUAUCAUAGAGGUUAUUGAUGAGUUCCUGCAAAUCGCGGAUGUUAAUAAGGAUGGCUUCCUGCACUAUGCGGAAUAUGUGAAAGCGGUUACUGGGGCGCCAGAGGCGCAAUAGAGCUGAGCAGUUGAAAGAAAAAUAGAGUCCGAAAACAGAGAGGAAAUGUUUGUGCAGUAAACUAUGAAAAAAAUAGUAAUWGUAAUUAUAGGAAAAUUAGCUCAAUUUGCAACCGAAUAAAAAUAUGUAAACAAUAAAUAGUCAAAAUAUAGAAAAUGAAGUAUAAGUAUAUAUAAGUAUUAUAUAUACAUUCACAUAUGUAAGCAUUAUGCUUUUUUUCAAGAAACCUUUUGCUAAAUUAUUAUACACAUAAGUAGUUA